Molecule: messenger RNA, 1116 nt
Organism: Anopheles funestus (African malaria mosquito)
Lineage: Eukaryota; Metazoa; Arthropoda; Insecta; Diptera; Culicidae
Gene: spag4
Product: SUN domain-containing protein 3
Exons: 5
Coding region: 125-922 (265 amino acids)
Biological process (GO): nuclear envelope organization
Cellular component (GO): meiotic nuclear membrane microtubule tethering complex; nuclear envelope
Molecular function (GO): protein-membrane adaptor activity
Source: RefSeq, a predicted model, not a curated record
AUCGACGCAAGCGCUCUCUAUAGGGAGAUUUUAUACCUACAAGAUUUGCUUUGGGUUUGAUGGAAAGCGGAAAAUCUUUUCUCAGUAUGCUGUGUUUUUUGGGAUAAUCGGUAUUCUUUUCAAAAUGCCGGAAACUCAUCAACAGAAUUUAGCCGUUUAUGUGCUAUGCAUUUUGCUUGCAUGUUUCACCGUGUUUCAGGUUUAUAUUAGUGAAAACUCCAAACAACUGCACGGUCGAAUUGAGGCCAGCAAAGAGCCGGGACUGUUGGAGCAAAACAAAGAUAUAGAACUUCACAGGAGAACUGGUGCGAAUAGUGAAUCAAAUGUGCAGUGUUUUAAAGAAAUGGAAGUGCUCAACGAAAGAAUAUUGCUCCUGGAACAGCUCAACUUUGAUAAACUUGGACCGACUGAUUAUGCUGCUCGUGUUUUUGGUGGAGAGGUUUUGUCGGCAGUUACAACAUCACGGCACCGUCAUGGCUCCAUCCUGAGCAGAAUGCGAAACAUGAUAUCGUCUAUAUACGACAACUAUUAUCAAAUGCAGUGCAUUAUACAGGACUGUGGUUCUUGUUACGCUUUGGAGGGGAGCUCAGGAACGAUUGUGCUUAAGCUGGUAAAGAAUGUAUACUUGAAUGCUAUUACAAUUGAACACAUCCCGAAAUCAUCAUUACCCGCCAAAAUGGAAGCUUACAGCGCUAUAAAAGAAUUUUCUGUUUGGGGCACAAACAAUCCAAGCAGUACAGUAAAGGAAACCUAUUUCGGUACAUUCAGCUUCGAUUAUAUGACAACAUUUUUAGAAACGUUUGUGUUUGAGUUGGACCAAGACAUGCCUAGCAUUCGUUUCGUACGAAUCGACAUUCAUUCCAAUCACGGUGAAAACUUUACUUGCAUCUACCGGAUUCGUAUUCACGGAACGCCAGAAUAGUAACAACCUGUUAGAUUGGAAGAAAAAAUAGAUGCAUUCAGGAUUUGAAGUUAGAACUUUGUACAAAGCAAAGUCUUGGCAGCUGAGUUUUUUUAGCAUUCUUCAUUUUUUUAUUUUAAUUUUUGCGAAUUUCUAAAACUCGUUAUGGUUGAUUUACUAAAUACAAUUUUGCCAUUUUUCCCUUAAGUUAUUAA